Labrus bergylta (ballan wrasse) is the source of this 740-nucleotide messenger RNA. Lineage: Eukaryota; Metazoa; Chordata; Actinopteri; Labriformes; Labridae. The record is from RefSeq and is a predicted model, not a curated record.
AUGGAUCUCUGCAGCUCUGUGGAGAAACCAGCGGCUACGGACCGACCUGAAGCUGUGGUACGAGCCACCGGGCCAGCGCUCAUCUACCAUCAGGCCCCCACUCCAGAGCGCUUUUUUAAUCAUCGCCUGCUUGUGUGGAUGCCGUACCACUUGUGGAAGGUCAGGCUAACCUGUCCUGUGUGUGGGAAGCAGCUUGUGGGAUACGGUGCCCACAAGAGAGCCCGUCAGGUCCUUGACGUGGACAGGUACUACCUGAUGGUCACAGAGACCCUCAGGUGCAACAGCAUUGGUUGCAAAACCAACUACCUGUCCAGCAGCAAGACCAUCCUGGACCAGCUUGACCUGGCUCACCGGCUCGAAUUCAGGCUCAUCCUGACUCAGAAAUAUGCUUGUGACAUUCGGGUCAUCCGCUUCCUGCGGGAGAGGACCCUGGGCAACAGCCCGUCUCGCUUGGUGAAGCAGCUGAGGGAGAACCACAGCGAGGAGUGGCUGCAGCGCCUCUGCCAGUACCUCGGGCAUGCUCUGACUUUGUGGGCCGGCCCAGCCUGUUCCCUGUGGUGUUUCAGGACCCGCCUGAGCCUGUGGCCAUUCCCACCUAUAAGUGGAUGCUGGCGGUCUACGGGCGGGACAUCUUAAGCAGGCUGGAGCACAUCAAAGCCAGCAUUACAUCUACCUUUGGCUCCAUCCUGAAGAUGGACUCCACAAAGAAGAUCACCAGGAAGUUAUCGGGCAUUGCCAAG